AUGUCCUUCACUGACGUGCUGGCCAUCAUUGGGGGAUUCACUGUUGUUUUCCUGCUGCUGAGACUGGCCUGGAGAUGCUGGUGUGGAUUCAGACAGUUUGUUUUGUCUGAGAUUUGGCAUGUGGAUUUAAAGACAUAUGGGCAAUGGGCAGUUGUCACUGGUGCCACAUCUGGCAUUGGCAAAGCUUAUGCCAGUGAGCUGGCACAAAGAGGCCUGAAUGUUGUUUUGAUAAGCAGAUCUGAUGAUAAGCUUCAAGCGAUUGCCAAAGAAAUAGAGGAUCAGUAUGGACAAAAGACUCGCACCAUCCAAGCUGACUUCACAGACGGCCAAAGUAUCUACACUGCUAUAGCUGAACAAUUACAGGGACUGGAGAUUGGGAUUCUGGUCAACAAUGUAGGAAUGACCUACUCUGAUCAUUUUGCCUAUUUCCUGGAAAUACCAGAUGCUGAACAGAAAAUCACUCAGGUUAUCAACUGUAAUAUGCUCUCAGUCACUCAGAUUACCAGAGUGGUUCUUCCAGGCAUGGUGGAAAGAGGGACAGGGCUGAUUAUCAAUAUCUCCUCUGAAGCGGGCGUCCGUCCACAGCCUUUGUUGUCCCUUUAUUCUGCCACUAAGAUUUUUGUAACAUAUUUCUCUGAGUGUCUGCAUGCUGAGUACAAGUCAAAGGGGAUUACUGUUCAGUGUGUGGCCCCGUUCAUGGUGUCCACCAACAUGACGAAACACGCGACGGUCAACUUCUUUGUGAGGAGUGCCUCAGGGUUCGCCCGUGAGGCCUUGAACACUGUGGGUCACUCCAGCUACACCAGCGGCUGUCUGUCCCACGCACUGCAGAACGUGGCUCUCACAAUACUCCUUCCGGACUGGUUACGAAUGUCAACAUUCCUCAUAAGAAAGCUACGACACUCUGCAACAGCCGACCAACAUGAUAUCAACGUGUGCAAGAAAAAGGAGAAUCUUGGCCUAAAGGAGGAGUAGUCAUGUGAUUGCGUCUUCACAGAAGUUCUUACUGACAUAAAUGCUGACUUUUACAGCUGAAAAUAAGCUUUAUAAUCUUCACCAAAGGUCACCUACACAGAUUCCUGAAAAUGUGUGUACUAUCAUAGCAUGGUUACUGUAAUAAAUAAA
Molecule: messenger RNA, 1125 nt
Organism: Anoplopoma fimbria (sablefish)
Lineage: Eukaryota; Metazoa; Chordata; Actinopteri; Perciformes; Anoplopomatidae
Gene: hsd20b2
Product: hydroxysteroid (20-beta) dehydrogenase 2
Exons: 11
Coding region: 1-975 (324 amino acids)
Cellular component (GO): endoplasmic reticulum
Molecular function (GO): oxidoreductase activity
Source: RefSeq, a predicted model, not a curated record